Messenger RNA from Penicillium cataractarum, 438 nucleotides. RefSeq lists its product as uncharacterized. The transcript has a single exon. NCBI's taxonomy places the organism in Eukaryota, Fungi, Ascomycota, Eurotiomycetes, Eurotiales, Aspergillaceae. The record is from RefSeq and is a predicted model, not a curated record. Bases 1 to 438 code for a protein of 145 amino acids.
AUGCAACUUUCUCAGCUCCUCCUGACUACCCUCCUCGCCGCUCCCGCGGUACUCGCUGCCCCCGUCGCCGGCGUCUCCAUGAUGGCCGCCGGUCCUGAGUGGACCAUCGAAAGCAUGAAGCGCGUUUGCGCCUCCGACGAUUCCUCCUGCACCUGGACCUUCGGCAUCUACCCGGGCUCCGGCGAUGCUACUUCCUGCAAAUACGUCGUGACUGCCAACACUGCCUCCCAGGCCAACGGCGGCCCCUCCACGUGCGGCGACUACACCAUUACCUCUGGCUGGAGCGGCCAGUUCGGUGCCGGCAAUGGCUUCACCACCCUCUCCGUUGUCAACGACCAGACCCGCCAGAUUAUCUGGCCCGCCUACACCGAUAAGCAGCUUGCUGGUGGCAAUGUUGUCACGCCUGACCAGAGCUACGCCCCCGCUGCUCUCCCUUAA